UAAAUUAAUCAUCAUACUUGAACAAAACCGCGAGAUAAGAUAAAAUACGUUCAGUAUCAAAACCACACUCAAUAAAACACCAUGUACGUUUUAAUAACGUUAUUAAUCGUUUUAUUCGCAACGUUUUAUACAUUUAUAAAAAGAAGAUAUUCUUAUUGGGAAAAAUUAAAAAUACCAACUUUAAAUCCAUCGUUUCCAUUCGGUGAUUUAAAAAGUGUCCCACCUCCAAUCCAAUUCGAAAACAUCUACAAAGAAUUUAAAAAAAAGGGGGUAAAACAUGGAGGAAUUUUUUUAUUUACUUCCCCGCAAUAUUUCCCGAUUGACCCAGAGAUAAUAAGAAACAUUUUCGUGAGAGAUUUCGCUCAUUUCACCGAUAGAGGUCUUUUUCACAACAUAAAAGAUCAGCCGAUAAUGGGAAAUCUAUUUUUCCUCGAAGGUACCAAAUGGAAAAACUUACGGGCUAAAUUAACCCCAACUUUUACAUCCGGAAAAAUGAAGAUGAUGUUUAACACGAUGUUGGAGUGUAGUUAUCCGUUAAAAGAUCGAAUCGAGGAGUUAAUUAAAACCGGUGAGGUUAUCGAUGCUAAAGAAAUUUUAGCCUUGUUUACGACCGAUGUGAUUGGAUCUUGCGCUUUUGGUAUUGAUUGUAACAGUUUUAAAAAUCCCAAUUCGAAAUUUCGCGAUUAUGGGAGAAAAAUUUUUCAUGAAACACCGUUUAAAGCGAUUAAAGGAAUUUUCCAGCACGUUUUUCCCGGAUUUGCGAAAAAAUUGCGUUUUAUCUUAAUCGCAAAAGAUAUCGAAUUAUUUUUUAAUAAAAUCGUUACUGAUACUUAUUUAUAUAGGACGGAAAAUGAUGUUGUAAGAAACGAUUUUAUGCAGUUAUUAAUCGAACUCAAAAAGGAUCUUACUUUGAGUAUGGAUGAAGUAAUCGCGCAAGCUUUUAUCUUUUUUAUAGCUGGGUUUGAUACCACAGCGACUCUUUUAACGUUUUGUCUCAGCGAGUUAGGAUUAAAUAAGGAAAUUCAAAACAAAUUACGAAAUGAAAUAAAGAUUGUGUUAAACAGAAAUGACGGAGAAUUAAGUUAUGAGAGUCUCAAAGAAAUGAGAUAUUUAGACCAAGUUGUUUUAGAGACGAUGAGGAAAUAUCCGCCGUUAACUAUUUUUAAUAGAAUAUGUACCGAAGAUUAUCGAAUACCCGGAAGUGAUGUUACACUUGAAAAAGGUGUGCAAGUACUCAUUUCUUCGCUAGGAUUACACCGCGAUCCAGAAUUUUUCCCGGAUCCUCUUCGUUUCGAUCCCGAUAGAUUCUCCGAUGAGAAUAAAAAACACAUCAUUCCUGGAACUUUUAUCCCAUUUGGAGAUGGACCAAGAAUUUGUAUAGGGUCGAGAUUCGGCUUAAUGGAGACCAAAAUAUGUUUAGUGACUUUGCUAAAAAAUUUUGAUUUCUCCGUCAAUGAAAAAACAAAAACUCCACUCGAGAUCGGUUUAGGAUUUAUAACGACCGUUAAAGGAGGCGUUUGGUUGGACGCAAAAAAGGUUUAAAAAUAACGAUAGAAAAUUGUUUAUAAAUGGUGGAGGCGCCGGUUAUUUAAUCCCAUCUAAAUUUGAGACAUCUUCAGGUAAAUCAGGGUCGGCAAAUCGCGCUAGCAACACCUGCGGUAAUUACAUUAAUGACGCCGACGCCGCCGCCACGGUGCUGCUCAUAAAUAAAUAUCCCUCGCAAAUUAGAGUGAAUGUGCAAUUAAUUAAUCAGAUAAUUACGAAACCGGGAGUCGGGAUCAAAGCGGGAUUUCCCCGGAUACCGACGUCGUCAACAUCUCAAAAUGGCCUCAAAUUCGUCGUCUUAAUUAAAACAAUAUUAAUAAAAUUGUUUUAUUUUUAAUCUUUUUUAAUAAAUGAUAUAUGAAUUA
Molecule: messenger RNA, 1910 nt
Organism: Onthophagus taurus
Lineage: Eukaryota; Metazoa; Arthropoda; Insecta; Coleoptera; Scarabaeidae
Product: putative cytochrome P450 6a13
Molecular function (GO): iron ion binding; oxidoreductase activity, acting on paired donors, with incorporation or reduction of molecular oxygen; heme binding
Source: RefSeq, a predicted model, not a curated record